CGUAGACGGCUGGACCGACCCUCAAAAUCUAUGGAGGAAAAAGCAGGAAAGUGAGGGAAAAUUUCAGUGGGCAAAGGAAAAUAGGGGGAAAUUUGCGUAAAUUUUUUGGAGAUAUUAAGAGAAAGAAGCGGUAGAUUGAGGGAGAGAAAAAAAGAAAAAAGGAGAGAAAUGAAGCACAUUUUCAAGAAGCUGCACAAAGGCCAUAAUCACGAGUCUAAUCGGACAAACGAGACGCCGCCGCCGCCGCCGUUGCCGUCUCCCUCAUGCGCCACCGAUCAUCAACGUACCAUGUCCGGAAACUCUCCGAUGAGUCCCUCCACGUCAUCACCUUCUCCGGCUACUGUUUUGACGAGCUUCGGGAACACUAGAGCAGCGUCGACUGUGUCGGCAAGUAAUGGUACCGAUUACAUGUUGUCGGAGGAGGAGUUCCAGGUUCAGUUAGCUCUAGCGAUCAGCGCGUCGAAUUCGGAGGAUCCCCAGAAGGAUCAGAUCCACGCAGCGACUCUGCUGAGCUUGGGCAGUACAGGCAGGGAUAGGGAGGAGGUGCCCGCAGAGGAUUUAUCGAGACAUUAUUGGGAGUACAGUGUGCUUGAUUACGAAGAGAAAGUGGUUGAUGGUUUCUAUGAUGUGUAUGGGCCUUCCACAAAUUCAGCACUCCAAGGAAAAAUGCCAUCUCUUGCAGAUCUUGAGACAAAUCUUGGGAAUUAUGGCUUUGAAGUUGUGAUUGUCAAUCGAACAAUUGACCCUGUCUUAGAAGAGCUGGUGCAAAUUGCACAUUGUAUUGCAUUAGAUUGCCCUGCUAGUAACGUUAGUGUUUUAGUCCAAAAGCUUGCUGAAUUUGUCACAGGCCAUAUGGGUGGAGCUGUUAAGGAUGCUAAUAUAAUGUUGGCAAGGUGAAUGGAAAGGAGCACAGAAUUGAGAACAUCUCUUCAUACAAGUUUGUUGCCUAUUGGGUCCAUUAAUAUAGGAUGAAAGUAAUG
Rubroshorea leprosula is the source of this 980-nucleotide messenger RNA. The record is from the annotation of a GenBank genome assembly. NCBI's taxonomy places the organism in Eukaryota, Viridiplantae, Streptophyta, Magnoliopsida, Malvales, Dipterocarpaceae.